AUGGCGUCCCCUCGCGAGGAGAGCGUGUACAAGGCAAAGUUGGCAGAGCAGGCCGAACGUUACGAGGAGAUGGUGGAAUUCAUGGAGAAGGUGGUGGCGUCCGUGGACGGCGGCGAGGAGUUGACGGUGGAGGAGCGCAACCUUCUGUCAGUGGCAUACAAGAAUGUGAUCGGCGCUCGCCGCGCUUCCUGGCGUAUCAUCUCCUCAAUCGAGCAGAAGGAGGAGAGCCGCGGUAACGAGAGUCACGUGUCCGCGAUAAAGGGAUAUAGAUCUAAGAUCGAAUCUGAGCUCUCGUCCAUCUGCGAAGGGAUUUUGAAACUCCUUGACACAAAGCUCAUAGGAUCCGCAUCCAGCGGAGACUCUAAGGUGUUUUACCUGAAGAUGAAGGGAGAUUAUCAUCGCUACUUGGCGGAGUUUAAGACUGGAGCUGAGAGGAAAGAAGCCGCAGAGAACACUCUCUCGGCUUACAAGUCGGCUCAGGACAUUGCAAAUACAGAGCUUGCCCCAACACAUCCAAUCCGGCUUGGACUUGCUCUCAACUUCUCAGCUUUUGAUGAGGCAAUUGCGGAGUUGGACACGCUUGGAGAAGAGUCAUACAAGGAUAGCACUCUGAUUAUGCAGCUUCUCCGCGACAACCUAACUUUGUGGACUUCAGACAUGCAGGACGAUGGUUCUGAGGAGAUCAAGGAAGCAGCACCAAAGCAAGAUGAAUAG
Messenger RNA from Fraxinus pennsylvanica, 714 nucleotides. NCBI's taxonomy places the organism in Eukaryota, Viridiplantae, Streptophyta, Magnoliopsida, Lamiales, Oleaceae. The record is from the annotation of a GenBank genome assembly.